This is a messenger RNA of Amyelois transitella, 4536 nucleotides long. Its product is annotated as nephrin. The record is from RefSeq and is a predicted model, not a curated record. The coding region runs from base 353 to 3223 and encodes 956 amino acids. The transcript is spliced from 23 exons. NCBI's taxonomy places the organism in Eukaryota, Metazoa, Arthropoda, Insecta, Lepidoptera, Pyralidae. Gene Ontology annotation, molecular function: protein binding.
GGGAGGAACGUCCGCGCUUCCUUCACUAAAACAUCGUUAAAACCGCGAUGUAGAACAGAUGCAUUUAAACGGGUUUCUGUGUAAAUCUCAUCUUGAAAUGUAAUGUGUGCUUUUUAUGUGACGGAUGGUGAAUAAAAAUUUACAGUGUUGUGUUUUGGUGCGUGUAAAACUGAGUCUUUGCUUGGAUACCUACUGGAAUUGACAGAUCAUUCCUCGUGCCAAUCCACAAUAAGUUAAAUGAACAGACUCUAAUGAGACAAAACGGAGGUGAUAGUGAUGUGCCAGUGCGGCUGUGUUGUGUUUAUCGAUAAUUACCGGUUUUCCGUGCGAUAGUGUCGUGCCACCAUCGACAAUGCGGUGUGCACUGUUCUGUGUGUUUGUUUGUCUCCUGCAAUGUGUGGUGUGCCAACAGGAAGUUCUUAUAGAGGAAUCAUCCAACAUCGAGUCCUUCCACGCGCCGACAGGCGGCGCUGUGGAGCUGCCCUGUGACGUCACCCCAGCCUUGCCUGAAGACAGGAUGGGUCUGGUCAUAUGGUACAAGCAGGGUCACGAGACGCCUAUAUACUCGUUGGACACUCGGGAAGGCGUGACGUCACACUGGUCCGACCCCUCCACCCUGGGCUCCAGAGCCAGCUUCAGGAGCGAGACGAGACCGGCCGUUCUCAUACUCACAAAAUUAAGACCCGAAGACAGCGGUCAGUACCGAUGCAGAGUGGACUUCAUCAAAUCCCCCACCAAGAAUACGAGACUCAACUUGACUGUGCUUAUUCCACCGGAGAGGCUGAUCAUCCUCAACCAAGAAGGUAAUGAGGUCACCAACGGAGUGCUGGGCCCUUACGACGAGGGCACCGAGGUCAACCUGACCUGUGUCGCUGUUGGAGGUCGACCUACAGCGCGGGUGUCGUGGUGGAAGUCCCACGCUCUGCUGGCCAACUCAGAAGCCCGAGCUACAGUCUCCUUCAGACUGCACAGGUCUGAUUAUGGCACGGAUGUCACCUGUCAGGCCGUGACGGAUCCAUCGAUUACGCCGGUCUCCGAGAACCUCUCCAUUGACAUCAAUCUGCACCCGCUCUGGGUGAAGCUUCAAGGUGGAAAGCGCCCCCUGGUGGCUGGCCAGAGCACCGAGCUGGUCUGCCAAGCCGUCGGAGCCAGGCCCAAACCAACCAUAUCCUGGUGGAAAGGCGGAACGAGGCUCAAGACUGUAAGGGAAACUUCAUCACCAGACGGCAACGUCACCAACAGCAUCCUGACUUACGUCCCGUCGAUCGACGACGCGGGCAGAGUCCUCUCCUGCCGAGCUGUGCAGCCCGCGCUGUCAAAUAUCCCACAGGAAGACGGGUUCAGGAUGGAGAUACAACAUCUGCCAGUGGUGAAAUUGCAGUUGGGCGCCAACUUGGACGCCGGUAAAGUCGUGGAAGACUCCGACGUUUAUCUCGACUGCAGGGUAAAGGCGAACCCGUGGCACACACAUGUAUAUUUCUCUCACAAUGGAGCGAUGGUGAAGCCCGGUCCGGGAGUUCUCCUGGCCAACCAGAGCCUGGUCCUGCAGCACGUGGCGAGGAAGGCAGCCGGGGGGUACGUGUGCACCGCCAGGAACAGCCUGGGGGAGGCGUCCAGCGAACUCCUGGUUUUGGAUGUCAAAUACGCACCCACGUGCAGAUCGACCCAGCCUGUAGUGAUGAGGGCGGCGCGAGGUGAGGUCGUCGAAAUUGAGUGUGACCUUGACGCAAAUCCUAAGGAGCCGAUGACAUACCACUGGUGGUUCAACAGCUCAGCUCACAGCAAACACGAAUUGACUACAUCGUCUAUAACACACUCCACCUUGCCCGGCACUUUCCUGUACAUGGUGAACAAUUCAGCUGAUUACGGCUGGGUUCAAUGCUCCGGCACCAACGCUGUGGGCAGGCAGAUCAAACCCUGCUUGUACCACAUCCUACCUGCUGACAAGCCGUCAACUCCGAAAGCCUGUGAGAUUACAAACGUGACAUAUGACUCUUUAACCCUCAACUGCACUCCGGGCCACGACGGGGGUAUAAAGCAGGCUUUCCUGCUUCAGGUAUUCGACAUGACAACUGGCCUGCUCCUGCGCAACGUGACGUGUGACGAGCCAGAGUUUGAAGUGUCAGGAUUAACAGCUAGCAACGCACUGGCUGUUUCAGUGAGAGCCUUCAACAAGAAGGGAGCGAGCGAACCUCUCACUCUGACGUCGAGUUUGUUGAAAUACCCUCAGAGGCAUACUGCUCAAGUGCCCGUGAAAGUUGAGCUAACGACAGUGCUGAUUAUCGUGCUGGGGGCGGUGGGAGUCAUCGCAGCAAUGACAGCUGUCUCCGCUGUCGUAUUCUGCUGCAAAUACUGCAACAAAAAGGACAAUAAAAAUGAGAAAAAUAAAAGGCAGCAGGAUGAAACCUCCAACAUUCCGCUGACAGGCACCAAGGAAUCAGAGAGUGUUGACAGUUUGGAUAAAAACCCUGACAUAAUACCGCUAGAUGGAAAAAUAAGCGACAGCUGCUCAAACAAGUCUUCUACAACAGAUUAUAGUUCAAUUAGACCUUUAAUAUCAAAAACACCGACAGAAAAAUACGAAAUGAGUCACAACGAUCGAUUUUAUGACCACAGCAUAGACACUUGUAACCAAUAUAUACAAGUGAGGGAUUAUAGGGUUCGCCCGAUGUACCAAGGGAAUUUGACGCCAAUGCCCAACCUUGGACCAAGCAUACAAAGUUUGGGGCCAAUGAGCAGUCUGCAUAUGCCAAAUGUUGGCCCAAAUGAUUGCCAUAGACAGCAGUAUGACAAAGUAUACGAAGAUUGGUUGAAGUAUAAAAAUGCUUUGCCUUUAAAUACUAGUGGGUUGUUACCAGCCGAACAGCUGAUGCCGCCGGAAAUGUACUCCACACCCCCACCACCAGCCCUCUACAGUAACCCAAACAGGAACCCACUAAAUCUAGCCCAAAUGCCAGACCUGGAACACAGGUAUCACUUGGAACCUAGGUCUUUGGUUAUGGACUCGAGGAGUUGUUCAAAUUCUCCACCCGUUAGAUUCAACACAGAUAAUAGUGUGUAUUACAAUAAGAACGUUCUAGAAAGGCCUACGAAUACGUUACCUCAUUUAAAACCCUCUAGGGUUAAUGGAAACUCGUCUCAUCAAGCAUGUGAAGCUAAAACGAGUUCUACAAAAGCAACAGAAACGAAUUUAGAUCACAUCAAAGUGAACCAGGAGAGUUAAAGUGUAUACACAAUGUGAGUGCGGCUUUGUGCUUUUGACAUUGACAGUUAAAAUUUUGACAUUGACAUUAGAAGUUAAAAGUGAGUUUGGAGCACGGAAGUACAUAAUAUCUGGAAGGCAAAAUACAAAAUAGAAAUUUGAGAACGAAAAAAAUGUUUGGAUUGGAUUUUUUUUGGUUCAAUCUCUUUUCAAUCAGACAUUUACGAAAAAAAAAUAUUCUUUACAAUCUUAUGGGAUCGAAAAUUAAAAAAACAAAUGUUGUAAUUUUAUAAGUGUGACUUUCAGUUAAUUUGUACCAUUAAUAUGACCCGUCCGUCAUGAACAAAACUGAUCAUAAUAAAUUAAUAAAUCACGUAAUUACAUUACUAGGUAUUAACAAAUUUGAGAAUGUGUCCCUAUUUUUUAAAUGUAAUUUUUUUAUGAUCAAUGUUUUUUUUCAUAAUUUUUUUUCUUGAAUCAAUCAAUAGGGAAAAUGAUAAAUAGGUAACAUAAUCAAAGCGUGUCUGAAUCACUGCCAUUCAAUAAAUAUUGUUUUAUCUACAUAUAUCAAUAAUAAUUUGUAAAUUAGAAUUGGAAACGCUAGAAACACUAAAACUAUUUAAAUUAUUUCAAAAUAUAUAACACAUUUUUUCUUAGAUGUAUGUAUAUUAAUUGUGGGUACGACAAGUUUACUUCUCAUUUUAAUUUUUGACAACUAGCGUAAUUUCUUAAAAUGCUAGUAAAUCUUAAAAAGUGCGACACGAGAAUCUUAUAAUAUAUAAAAUUCUCGUGUCACAAUGUUCGUUUCCGUACUCCUCUGAAACGGCUUGAUGGAUUCUCAUCAAAUUUUGUGAGCAUAUUGAGUAGGUCUGAGAAUCGGCCAACAUAUAUUUUUCAUCCCCCUUAGUGAUAAGGGUUGUCCACCCUUAACCAUUUUUUUUAGGUUUACCAACUUGGGAUCCUAUUUUAGGCGAUGGGCUAGCAACCUGUCACUAUUUGAAUCUCAAUUCUAUCAUUAGACCAAAAAGCUAAGCGUGGCCAAUCAGUCUUUUCAAGACUGUUCUCUGUCUACCCCGCAAGGGAUAUAAACGUGACCAUGUGUAUGUAUGUAAUCCAUUUUAUGAAUAUGGAUUGUGGACAGAGCAGGAGGCAAUCAGUUGCCUGUCCAAACAUGUACCACGGCUUGCUAACUGAAUUUCCAUUUAUAUACGAGUAAUUAUAGCGAUAGAGACUACUUAGGUAUAGACUUCGUUUUGUAAUUAAAUAUCUUUCCUCAGACUACUACUAUGUUUACAUUUUACUGGAAAAAUUUGACUAAUGAACAUACAAUAUCA